Molecule: messenger RNA, 1157 nt
Organism: Dinoponera quadriceps
Lineage: Eukaryota; Metazoa; Arthropoda; Insecta; Hymenoptera; Formicidae
Product: RCC1 domain-containing protein 1
Exons: 7
Coding region: 94-1116 (340 amino acids)
Source: RefSeq, a predicted model, not a curated record
AUCCAAGGGAGACAGUGACAUCUGCAGAGAGCGGCCGAUAUUACGUACAGCCGUUCCAACGUGUUCCCAGUUACCUCUGCUCUUAUAAAAAAUAUGCCGGUAUAUUAUACCGGCUUCAACGCUAGUCCCCUGUUUUCCGAUCAGGAUGGAAUCACAACGUCAAUAUCGCGGUUGACCGAAAUUCCAUUUUCUGAAAUCACAAAUAUCGAAAUAGGUUGGAAUUAUUUUCUUUUAUGGCGGGGCACUAAAUUGUACAUCACUGGAAAGAUCAGUGAAAAUAACGAGAGAAACGGUCCUCAUUUAAUACAAGUUCCACAGGAAUCAUCAGGCAGUUGUAAAAUAGCUAUCGCUGGUCGGGACAGCGUAAUUAUUUUGUCAACGCUUAACGAAAUUUGGAAGUACAAAAUAUAUGACGGCUCUUGGCAAAAAGUGACCCCCUUUAUUCCCAAUAAUGAUAACUUGCAGACCGAAUAUGCCAUCAAAAUGUCACAAGCGGGAUGUACAGUGGUACUGACUAAUUUAGGACGCGUUUUCAACGCUCCAGUCUUGGCCGAGAUGCCGAAGAGAGUCAAGUUUGUUGACAUUGCCAGCGGUUUCGACCACACCAUUCUGCUGGCGGAGAACGGCGACGUUUAUUCGAUGGGAAUGGGAACACGCGGUCAGUUGGGGCACAACGAUUUGGAAGAUUACGAUAACCCGAGGCUGAUCGAGGCUCUGGCAGGUUUGAAGGUCGCACAGAUAUCGGCAGGUGGAUGGCACAGCGCCGCAGUGACCGACCAAGGCGAUCUGUAUACCUGGGGAUGGAAUACCAACGGAGAACUAGGGAUCGAAAGCGAGGACACGAAAGUACACGCGGUUCCAAUCUUGAUUAAUGUCAACGAAGAAAUGAACGUAAUGAGCGUCGAGUGCGGGAACUCCUUUACUAUUUGUUUGACGGACGACGGGUCCUUUUGGGGCUGUGGCACUAAUAAAUAUGGCCAGUUGGGGAAACUUCACCAGGGCUCUGGCAAUCCUCGUAAUUUCGUUCGAUUGGACACCGGAGCGCUAGAUCCUAAAACAGUGAGAAGAUUUAAGUGUCACGAAUGGGGCACGGCGAUAACCACGGGGAUGGAGUGACGUUGUACUUUUGCUGUCAAAUAAAUUUUUUCUCAGUCGUG